This is a messenger RNA of Gloeophyllum trabeum ATCC 11539, 1065 nucleotides long. Its product is annotated as DFP-domain-containing protein. NCBI's taxonomy places the organism in Eukaryota, Fungi, Basidiomycota, Agaricomycetes, Gloeophyllales, Gloeophyllaceae. The transcript is spliced from 6 exons. Gene Ontology annotation, biological process: coenzyme A biosynthetic process. Gene Ontology annotation, molecular function: phosphopantothenate--cysteine ligase activity. Gene Ontology annotation, cellular component: nucleus; cytoplasm. The record is from RefSeq and is a predicted model, not a curated record. Bases 1 to 1041 code for a protein of 346 amino acids.
AUGCAGACGGACCCACAAGGAUCUGCGUCGUUCUCUGCUGAAUCUUAUUUCGCGACGCAGCCUGCACCAGCAUCUUUAGAUAAUGACCGGCAACGGGUCCGCGCUUUCGUGCGCAGGCAGUCGGAGCAGGGGAAUAAGGUGGUCCUGGUGACGAGUGGAGGAACGACGGUCCCGCUAGAGCGCAAUAUGGUACGGUUCUUGGACAACUUCAGUGCAGGCACUCGAGGAGCUACCUCUGCGGAGUACUUUCUGAAGGCGGGCUACGCUGUCAUAUUCAUGCACCGCCAAUUCAGCUUGCAACCGUUUAGCAGACACUACUCGCACUCCACCAACCCCUUCCUUGACUUCCUCGAGAUCGAGCACAAGCCUGCACCGAAUGAAUCCUUAUCCACCACGCCCGAAAUCACUGUAACGCCGGAGAAGAGAGAGGACCUGCUUUCAGUGCUGACGGCUUACAAGAAAGUACACCGUGAUGGGACAAUGCUAACUCUAUCCUUCGUGACGGUGAACGACUACUUGUGGCUUCUGAGGGGUGUCAGUGAAGAACUGUCUGAAAUGGGAAGGGAUGCGAUGUACUAUCUUGCUGCAGCGGUCAGCGAUUUCUUUCUGCCGAGACAGAAGAUGUCCGAACAUAAGAUCCAAUCCGGGAAAGGCAGCCUUCAUAUUGAGAUGGAUCAAGUGCCCAAGAUAUUGAAACCCAUGGUUGACGAAUGGACCAGGGAAGGAUUUAUCGUCUCGUUCAAGCUGGAAACCGAUCCUCAACUGCUGCUGCCGAAGUGCCGUCAAGCCCUGGAACGAUACGGUCAUCAGGUAGUGAUCGGCAAUGAUCUGAACCGUAGGAAAUUCGAGGUUGUCUUUGUCUCUCGCAUUGCCCCAAAGAAGGAUCCGGCGCAUCCUGCGGCCACCAAUAUAGACGACGAUACAUUCACAGAGUCGUGGUUGCGCUUGAGCGAGAAGGAUACGCAUACCCGAGAGAUCGAAGAAGACAUAGUGAACGAGCUAGUGAGACGGCAUCGAACGUGGAUGAACAACGGUCGGUAGCUCAAGUAGUAUACCUAAUAAAGU